UCUGGUCUAUGGCCAGCUUCUGGAUUAGGCCAAGAUGUGAUCAUUGGUGUUCUUGACUCUGGCAUCUGGCCUGAAUCUGCGAGUUUUCGAGAUGAUGGUAUGCCUGAAGUCCCCAAAAGGUGGAAAGGAAUUUGCAAGCCCGGCACACAGUUUAACACUUCAUUGUGCAACAGAAAACUUAUUGGGGCUAAUUACUUCAAUAAGGGAAUUUUGGCUAAUGAUCCCACUGUGAACAUUUCCAUGAAUUCUGCAAGGGAUACUGAUGGUCAUGGCACACACGUUGCUUCCAUUGCUGCUGGAAAUUUCGCCAAAGGUGUUUCCCAUUUUGGAUAUGCACCAGGAACAGCAAGAGGAGUGGCACCACGAGCUAGGCUAGCUGUGUACAAGUUUAGCUUUAAUGAAGGAACCUUUACUUCAGAUUUAAUUGCUGCUAUGGACCAAGCUGUGGCGGACGGUGUUGAUAUGAUAUCUAUUUCUUUUGGGUUCCGUUUCAUUCCUUUGUAUGAGGAUUCUAUAUCCAUUGCUUCUUUUGGAGCUAUGAUGAAGGGAGUGCUAGUUUCAGCUUCAGCUGGAAAUCGAGGUCCGGGGAUUGGAAGUUUAAACAACGGAUCUCCAUGGAUCUUGUGUGUGGCAUCAGGCCACACUGAUCGGACAUUUGCAGGCACUUUGACUUUAGGAAAUGGCUUAAAAUUCAGGGGUUGGAGCUUGUUUCCUGCAAGAGCCAUUGUUAAGGAUUCAACAGUGAUUUACAACAAGACUCUAGCUGAUUGCAAUUCAGAAGAAUUAUUAUCGCAACUAUCUGAUCCGGAACGUACCAUCAUUAUAUGUGAAGAUAAUGGGGAUUUCUCUGAUCAAAUGCGUAUUGUCACUCGAGCAAGACUUAAAGCAGGCAUCUUUAUUUCUGAGGAUCCAGGAGUAUUCAGGUCUGCUACAUUUCCCAACCCUGGAGUUGUAAUUAACAAGAAGGAAGGCAAACAAGUCAUCAAUUAUGUAAAAAAUACUGUCGAUCCCACCGCCAGCAUCACGUUCCAAGAGACGUAUCUGGAUGCAAAGCCAGCACCAGUUGUUGCUGCAUCCUCAGCACGAGGCCCCUCCAGAAGCUACUUGGGAAUUGCAAAGCCAGAUAUAUUGGCACCAGGGGUACUAAUUCUUGCAGCAUAUCCACCAAACGUAUUUGCCACGAGUAUUGGGGCGAACAUAGAAUUGUCCACUGAUUACAUUCUUGAAUCAGGCACAUCUAUGGCUGCACCACAUGCUGCUGGAAUUGCAGCAAUGCUAAAAGGCGCGCAUCCUGAAUGGAGUCCUUCAGCUAUUCGCUCUGCCAUGAUGACCACAGCAGAUCCUUUGGACAACACUCGAAAACCUAUUAAAGACUCGGACAUUAACAAGGCCGCCACGCCCCUAGACAUGGGAGCAGGACACGUUGAUCCCAACAGAGCGCUUGAUCCUGGCCUAGUAUACGAUGCUACUACACAAGAUUACGUAAAUCUUCUAUGCUCUCUGAAUUUCACAGAAGAGCAAUUCAAGACAAUUGCAAGAUCAUCAGACAACCACAACUGCUCAAAUCCAUCAGCCGAUCUCAAUUACCCGUCGUUCAUUGCAUUGUACCCCCUCGAGGGACCCUUCACAUUGUUGGAACAGAAAUUCAGGAGGACAGUUACAAAUGUUGGUCAAGGUGCAGCUACUUAUAAUGCUAAGCUAAAAGCUCCAAAGAACAGUACAGUUUCAGUAUCACCACAAACUUUGGUAUUCAAGAAGAAAAAUGAGAAACAAAGUUAUACUUUGACAAUUCGUUAUUUAGGUGAUGAGGGUCAGAGUAGAAACGUUGGGUCCAUCACUUGGGUUGAAGAGAAUGGAAACCAUUCCGUUAGGAGUCCUAUAGUGACAUCUCCCAUUAUUGAGAUCUGGUCAUAAGUUGUGCCUUUAUGAAAUAUUUUGACUUGGGAUGCAUAGGAGAAAUCAUGUACUAUACUGUAUGAAUUGUCUGUGCCUAUCCCAAAUUAAUAAUGAUGAUAAAUUUGCUAGCAAAUUGCAGCAAUUAUCUUAGUUUAGAACA
This is a messenger RNA of Nicotiana attenuata, 2056 nucleotides long. Its product is annotated as subtilisin-like protease SBT1.7. Gene Ontology annotation, molecular function: serine-type endopeptidase activity. The annotation marks the transcript as partial. Lineage: Eukaryota; Viridiplantae; Streptophyta; Magnoliopsida; Solanales; Solanaceae. The record is from RefSeq and is a predicted model, not a curated record. Gene Ontology annotation, biological process: proteolysis. The transcript has a single exon.